AUGACCAGCCAAGUCACGACCAUGGUGGUGGACUACGUGGUGUUCAUCGGUUUCAUCGUGGUCUCGUUCGUGAUACCGCUCUGGGGUAACUUCCGGACGAAGAAAAAGGAGACCAAGGCGAAUUACGUGUUCGCCACCGGCACCGUGUCGAUGGGCGCGAUGAUGCUGUCAAUAGCGCGCGGCACUCUAGGCGUCCGCUCCUUCCUCGGCUACCCCUCCGAGCUGUAUUAUCGUGGCAGCGCCAUGUGGGAGACCCUGUACGGUAUGCUGCUGGCGUAUCCCAUCGUCUGCUUUAUCUUCGUGCCCGUUUACUACAGCCUCGGUAUCACCUCGGUCUACCAAUAUCUGGACAUGAGGUUCAAGUCGAAAUUAGUCCGAUGUCUGGCGAGCUUUUCCUACGUCAUACGGAGCCUUCUGAACCUGGCAGUUACGGUGUUCACCCCCUGCGUGGCACUGAAAACGGUGAUAGGGCUUCCGUACUGGGCGAGCAUCGUGGGCAUCACGACCAUCUCCGUAGCCUUCACGAUCAUGGGUGGCCUGAAAGCCGCCAUUCUGUCGGACGUCAUACAGGGUCUCGCGAUGAUCGGCGUGUCCAUAGUGAUCAUCGUGCAAGGGACCAUCGGCGUGAACGGGCCAGCUAACGUCCUCAAUGUGACUUACGAACGCGGACGCCUGGACUUCUUCAACUUUGACAUGGACCCGACUCUCCGCGUGACGACAGUGUCGGCGACACUGGGUCAACUCUUCAUGAGUUUAUCCAUUUUCGGAUGUCAGCAGAAUUUUGUUCAGAGAUACUGCAGCAUGACCAGCCAGCGGAAGGUUGUCAAGACGAUGAUGGCCAACAUGCCCAUCAUCAUGAUUCUCUUCUCGCUGUCCUGGGUCGUCGGAAUGGUGAUAUUCGCCAACUACGCCGACUGCGAUCCGCUCAGUCUCGGAUACAUCUCCAAGAUCGACGAGAUCGUGCCGUUCUACGUCGAGGACAAAUUCCACAACGUGCCAGGAAUGCUAGGUCUCGUGAUGGCCACCCUCUUCAACAGCGCCCUGACCCUGGCGGUGUCGAAUCUCAAUUCUCUCGCGACCGUUACCUUCGAGGACUUCCUCAGCCACAUCCCGGCUCUGAGCGAUCUCCGGGACACGCAGCAGGUGCGCGUGAUCAAGAUCAUCGGCGUCAUCUACGGCCUGCUGAUAAUCGGCAUCAGCUUCCUGGUGGCCAUGCUGUCCGGCGUGAUAGAAUCCUCGAUGCUGAUGACGUCGGCGACGUCCGGGCCACUCCUCGGUGUCUUUAUCCUCGCCAUGCUGGUGCCCUGCGCCAAUUGGAAGGGCGCCGCCGCCGGUAUGAUCUUCAGCCACGUUACCACUCUGUGGAUCACCUUCGGUCACCUCAGCCUGGGCACCAAGGUCGACACGCUGCCGCUGUCGACGGAGAACUGUCAUAACGAGACGUUCUCUUCCUGGGUGACCAAGCCGAUCAGUCUAGAGUCCGAGUUCUCCACGCCCAGUAACACCAGCUGGAUGGACGUUCAGCGCAACAUGACGCAGUCGCUCACGGCCGAUGAGUCGGCCAAUCCCCUGGACGUCCUCUACGGGAUCACGUACAUGUAUUACGCGUUCAUCGGCAGCAUGACGACCGUCAUCGUCGGUAUCAUCGUGAGCCUGCUGACGGCCGACGCCGAGGCCGACAAGUACGAGGAACACCUGCUGCAUCCGAUAGCGAGGAAGCUGGCGGGUCUGUUCCCGGGGAAACUGAGGGCGUACGGUCGCAGCACUCCUCUCGGCAACAAGAACGACCCCAUCAACACGACGAACGCCACCCUGUGUUCGGUAGCAGCCAGCACAGGUAGCGUCGAGAAGGUGGCACCUCUCCUUCCAGGCCACGAAACCAGGGUCCAGGGUUUCGUGGACGACAGCGGCAAGCUGCAGGUGGACAGCAAUUACGUGGAGAAGCUGAACGCGCUGAAGAACGUCUCCCUCGAGGUGACCAACGAGAUCGGCAAGAACACCAGAUUAUGAUCCGACGCUGAUCCGUAGGUGCUUCUCGUGUCUCUCAGUUAGCAGUCGUUGUUAUUGUUGUUGUUAUUAUUAUUAUUCCUGUUAUUAGCGCCGGGUAUAUCGAGAAAUCCCAACGUUCUCGAAUUUGGUGGCGUGUAACGUGAUAAACUUGGCCGAACUCGAACUCGUGUGUUAGUGUGCCAAAUUUUAUUAUCGCAACAUAAUAAACGGGUUUGCGGGCCCGUAGCGCGUGGAGCGUAAUUACGCGCGUAAGCGAAGUUUCCGCCGAUUACGGUGCUCGCGAGAGUCAAACUUGCAGCCAGCUCAAAAUAACGCUCAAAUGAAGGCAAUUCAGAAGUGCGACUCGCUUGGGGAAACUCCUAACUUGUGCGUGCCAAUUAGAGUUAACUACGAGACACCGGGUGACGUGUGUUUUGUGAGGGUGUGCUCAGACGCCGAGCGCGAUUCCCCGGCUUCCCGGAAGAUUGUCAGGAUUGUCAGAUGCAGACGCGUCUGACGCGUGCAACUCCGCGUCGAACGCUCGCUCGCAACCGGCGAUUUCCUCCGUAGAGACGUACGAGACUCCGUAGAACUCGGGAGCAGAGAUUGCUGUAAUUAGGAAUGAGUAAAAGGAGAAAGCGUUUUGUUUCAAGAGAGUAAUCGUAAACCCCGUACGAGCCGCCAGCAACUCAAAGAUGCGACUUCAUUGUAGACAGUGAGAGACUGAUGAUCCAGCUGCCGAGCAACGAGACGAAUUUUUACGUCUUCGUCACUUCCCGCUGCGCCGCUUCUCCUUCAAUUAUAUCUGCUAGGAAGAUCGACGUACCGAUCUUGGUCCCCCAUUAGUCUUGGAAAAUAUCCCUUUCUUGAAAUUCAGAAUAUCUCUAUGGCCUUAAGAAGAAAAUCGCUGCAAUUAGAAGAGACCUAAACAAGUCAAGAUGAUUCCUCUGCAAUAUGUGCAUACGUUUAUGCUGUCUAUACAUAGUCACAAUACGCUGACGUGGCAGCAAGCCUCUCCUCCCACGUUGGAAAGAUACAGAAUCAACGAGGAAAUCUUACGAUCGAUUCCCCAAGAGCGCCGGAUGAAGAGAAAGCAGUCCAGUUGUACAGAAAAGGAUGCGCCAGCGUUUCAUAAUCUAAGUAUGAAAACUCAAUGACUCGGAUCGGCGCUGCGCGAUAACGCGUAUCUUCGCGCGCGUCCACGGCGAAGAUAUCGGACGAAAUGAAGCAGCGCUCGUGUGCGAGGGUUCCUCCAGCUACUAGGUAGUGUUUUAGAUCUUAAACGGAUAUCAAAUCUUUAACGUAGUUUAAGCGUAACGCAAACUACUGUAUUAUAAUAUAUAAGUAACGUGUAGUAUUACGCGGAAGAUCACCGCACCUCCCCGUGGCGCGCGCGUGUGUGUAUUCUGCAUAUUAAGUAUGUGCGUCGUUCGCAAACUGUCGAGCGUUGGAUUUUAAAGCGUUGAGAUUUAUUUUUCUACUUGAGCGAGCGUGUGCGUGAGCCGUGUAAUUCGUAAGAUUCGCGGGAGGAUGUAUACGUAAUGAGAAUAUAGAGAGAGAGAGAUUCCUUCUUUUUUUUUAUGCCAAUCCAGCAACUGUGAUCGUUAAUUUGAUCUGUUCGAUCGCGCUUACAGAUACCUAUAUAUAUAUAUAUAUAUGUUACAUAUUUAUUACAGUCCGCAAUACAACUCACUAUUUUUUA
Molecule: messenger RNA, 3691 nt
Organism: Ooceraea biroi (clonal raider ant)
Lineage: Eukaryota; Metazoa; Arthropoda; Insecta; Hymenoptera; Formicidae
Product: sodium-coupled monocarboxylate transporter 1
Biological process (GO): sodium ion transport; transmembrane transport
Cellular component (GO): membrane
Molecular function (GO): symporter activity
Source: RefSeq, a predicted model, not a curated record